AUGCUUGGGGUGCAAGGCAAAGGAGAGGAGGCUAAGAAGGGGCUUGGUGGGAGGCUGGAGGGCCAAAGAGCCUGGGUGGAGCUGUUGGAUUUUUACCGGGAGCUGGGGAAGGCAGCAGGCUCUAAGCGUUCAGAUGCCCAGGCUGCCGUCUUCACUCUGGCUGUUUUAAGGACUUGCGCUGCCAUUAACCUCUUCAAAGAUGUGUGGAUGCAACAUGUAGGGUCUGCGAUCUCCAGGCCGGCGCCCGGAGGCUCGCCGCGGCGGGUCAUCGUGCAGGCGUCCACCGGCGAGCUGCUGCGCUGCCUGGGCGAUUUCGUGUGCCGACGCUGCUACCGCCUCAAGGAGCUGAGCCCCGGCGAGCUGGUGGGCUGGUUCCGCGGCGUGGACCGCUCGCUGCUCCUGCAGGGCUGGCAAGACCAGGCCUUCAUUACGCCCGCCAACCUGGUGUUCGUGUACCUGCUGUGCCGCGAGUCGCUGCGCGGGGACGAGCUGGCGUCGGCCGCCGAACUGCAGGCCGCCUUCCUCACCUGCCUCUACCUCGCCUACUCCUACAUGGGCAACGAGAUCUCCUAUCCGCUCAAGCCCUUCCUCGUGGAGCCCGACAAGGAGCGCUUCUGGCAGCGCUGCCUGCGCCUCAUCCAGCGGCUCAGCCCGCAGAUGCUGAGGCUCAACGCCGACCCCCACUUCUUCACGCAAGUCUUUCAAGACCUCAAGAACGAGGGCGAGGCCGCGGCGGCAGGCACCGGGGGUCCACCGAACGGAGGCACGUCCACCACCUCCUCCACGACCGCCAGGGACAGCUGCGCGGCCGGAGCCAAGCAUUGGACUAUGAACUUGGACCGCUAGGGAUUCCCAGGGGUCGCGCCCGCCCCCCGCCCCAGCCCCUCACACACACACCCGGAACCGCCGGGACCAUCAAGCCUCCGCCGCUAUUACCGCCGCUCUACGCCCAAGCUGGGCCGAGGAGGAGCCGCCCCUGCCCCGGGGCAGGGGAAGGUGGAGGCUAGGACGCCAGAGGCCUCGGUGUCUGGAUUUGCUGGGCGUGGGGUGGGCGUGGGGGAUGAUCGCGGGAAGGGCACCCCCAACUUCGUUCACCCUUUCCGUCUGUCUUCGCCUCCAUCUUUCCAUCUCUGCCCGGGUCUCCCUCUUCCCUGCUGUGGGCAUCUCCAAGUCCACCACCUUGGGUUUUGCCAGUUCCUCACCUUUCUGUGUCUUCAUCCCUCCUUCCGUCUGCAGCCUCCUCUCUCUGCCUUUCCCAUUGGUUUCCCUGGGCUUUACCCUUCUCCACCUUACCCGGAGCCUGAUAGUACCCCAUUGCCCUCCCUGCUUCUCCAAACCCGUGUUUCCAUGAUCCCUUCCUCCUGUCCUGUGUCCUUCCCUCUCUGCCUUCCCUGUCUGCCUUCCCUCUCUGCUUGUAUCAUCCUGCAUCCCCCCAACGCCCCCCUCCCCGAGAUUCUGCACUCCCCUCCCCAGAUCAAAGAGACCCUUAGUUUUUUUUAUUUGGAUGGACUGAUGUGCGACAAGAAUCUGCAGUCCCAGGUGCCCAGGCAAAGAUCAGGGUGGUCCUUUCCCUCGCCCCUACAGCCUCUCCCCACCUUCCCAACGUGUUGCAUGCUGGGAGUUGAGGGGGAAAGGGCUGCUGCCUUGGUUCAGGAGACUGAGAUUUGAGGACAAGAUCUAUCCUGGUAGACUACCUCGCUUGCAGCGGUGGUGUCGUCUCUGUGGAUGGGUAGAAAGAGAAAGAAACCUCUUCUUAUUCUGGGGGAGGGGUGUCCUCUUCCUUAUCCUUAGAUUUCUUGUUAUAUUCCCCUCUCCACACUUUAAUUUAUUUCGCUGUUUCAGGAGGGAGGGUGGGUGGGGAGGGGGCUGGGCCGGGAAUUGUCCGAGGUGCUGAGCUGGGCGGGACCGGAAUCCUCCUUGGAGAAUACCAGGGACUGGGUUGGGCCUAGGGCCGUGUCCAAGGUGCCAAUGAUGCGGGCCGACGGCGCGGGCCGCACUAUCUGUCUGUCCGUCUGUCCUGGAGAGAACUAUAAAGCGCUGGAAGCGCCUACA
Peromyscus maniculatus bairdii (prairie deer mouse) is the source of this 2052-nucleotide messenger RNA. NCBI's taxonomy places the organism in Eukaryota, Metazoa, Chordata, Mammalia, Rodentia, Cricetidae. The record is from RefSeq and is a predicted model, not a curated record.